Rhodamnia argentea is the source of this 2535-nucleotide messenger RNA. Its product is annotated as putative disease resistance protein RGA4. The record is from RefSeq and is a predicted model, not a curated record. The transcript is spliced from 2 exons. Gene Ontology annotation, molecular function: ADP binding. NCBI's taxonomy places the organism in Eukaryota, Viridiplantae, Streptophyta, Magnoliopsida, Myrtales, Myrtaceae. The coding region runs from base 1 to 2535 and encodes 844 amino acids. Gene Ontology annotation, biological process: defense response to other organism.
AUGGCAGACCUCUUUGGCAUUGUAGAGGGGGUGCUUGGGAAGAUAGCCUCCCUCGCCCUCCAAGAAGCCGUUGCGAUUUAUGGUGUCGAGAACCAGAUCAGCGAGCUUAGAGAGACGUUGACUGCCAUCAAGGCAGUGUUGUCAGACGCGGAGGAGCAGCAGAUGAAGAACCACAGUCUGCAGCUGUGGUUGGAUCGGCUUCAAGAUGUGUUAUACGAUGCGGAGGAUGUGCUCGAUGAACUCGAGUGCGAGGCCUUACGGAAGAAGGUGAUAAGUCGCUACGGGGGCAUCAAGGGGAAGGUAUGCCAGUUCUUUUCCAACUCCAAUCCGCUCAUAUUUCGUGCGAAAAUCAGUCAUAACAUCACGGAGAUUCGGGAGAUAUUAUCUAGAAUUUCUGCUGACAACGAUCAAUUCGGUCUUCUACGGGGUGCUGACAAUAGCGAGGCACAUAUGCCUCCACGAGAGAUCACUGACCCAUUUGUAAAGAAGUCGAACGUCGUCGGAAGAGAUAUUGAUAAAAAGAAGAUAAUUGAUAUGUUGUUGCCUUCGGUAGAUGACAAAAGCAUCUCGGUGAUUCCCAUUGUUGGAAUAGGAGGGUUAGGCAAGACGACCCUAGCAAAAAUAGUUUACGAUGACGACAAGGACUUCGAUCUCAAGAAAGUCAUUGAAGAGAUCAUUAAACAUGCAACUGGUCAAAGUUUCAGGGACGUUGAUAUUCGGCAGUUGCAAACUCAUUUGCUAGAUAUCAUCAAAGACAAGAAAUAUCUACUUGUCUUGGAUGAUGUAUGGAGCAAUGACCAUAGGAAAUGGAGAAAAUUGAGAGAUUUACUCAGUGAAGGAGCUGGUGAAAGCAAGAUAAUUGUGACAACACGUAACUCAGAAAUUGCUUCCAAUAUGGGUACCCAUCCAGCACAUAAUCUUGAAGGUCUUUCUGAUGAAGACUCUAUGGCCUUGUUGAAAAAAUGUGCCUUCGGCGAAAAAGAAACGCAACCACGUCACGAUCUCCUUGAGAUUGGAAAAGCCAUUGUCGCAAAAUGUCAAGGAGUUCCUCUCCUUGUGGAAACUCUGGGAAGCCUACUGAAUUCAAAGGAUGAUGCUGGGGAUUGGAUUCGUAUAAGGGAUAGUGAAACAUGGGAGUUAGCGGAAGCGAAAAAGGACAUUUUGCCUGUUCUUAAGCUUAGCUAUGUUCAUUUACCAUCUCACUUAAAGCAAUGUUUUCCUAUCUUGUCACUUUUCCCCAGAGGAGUUCAAUUCCAGGCCUCGCAUUUAAUUGGGCUAUGGAUGGCUUUAGGACUCAUUAGUUCAAAAAGCGAAAAACUAGCACCGGAAGACAUUGGUGUUGAGUAUGUCAAAGAGUUGCGGAGGAGAUCUUUGAUCCAAGAUGUUGAGGACCAUGGAACAGUAUUACUUUUUAAAUUGCACGAUUUGGUCCAUUCUCUUGCAACGAGUGUGGGACAAAAUUAUUGUUUAACUGUUGACUCAGAUACUCCAGAGAUUUCAGAAAGAGUUCGAUGCAUUUCGCUCCCUAACGGUUCGUUAGAGGGAAUCUCAAACUACGAUGGAGUCCCAUCUUUUCUGGGAAAGAAAACUUCAAAGCGGCUACGUGCAAUUUUUCUUCCAUACGGUGCUGAUGAUGGAGUUAUUACUAGAAAAUUUGUUAAAGCAUUCAUCUCCAAUUGUAAACACUUACGAUAUCUCCGUUUGUCAUUUGGUUGCUUUAAGGAGCUGCCCAAUUCCAUAUGCAACUUGAAGCAAUUGAGAUCAUUAGAUCUCUCUGAGAACAAGCGGUUGAAAAAGCUUCCAGAUACCAUUUGUGAGUUGCCGAGUUUGCUAGAGUUAAACAUCACAGGUUGCUUGGAGCUAGAUGAGUUACCGAAAAAUAUGAACAAGUUGGUCAGUCUUAGAUUUUUAUAUAUAACAACAAAGCAGAAGAGUUUGCAAGAAACUGGAAUACAAUAUCUGGAAAACUUGCAUUUUUUGGGACUCUAUGCAUGUGAAAAUCUCCAAGUAUUGUUUGAAGGUACUUGCCGACUGACUCGCCUUCGGGAGUUGGAAAUUAGAGAUUGUGGGGGACCAAUAUCUCUGCCUUUUGGGGAAUUAAUCGCCCUAGAGUCCUUGAAUAUUGCUGGUUGCAAGCUCGCUUUGACUUCGGAGAUUAAGCCCAACUUUCCGUUGAGUCUUCGUAAUCUGGUAAUUGAUAAUUCCGAACAAGUGAUGGAGAUCUUCCGAUGUCUUGAAGGAUCGGCCUUCACUUUGGAGUCCUUUUCUGUCUUUGACUGCCCAAGCUUGACAAUUGUUCCCGAAUGGCUGCCAAAUCAUACACGUCUCGGGUUAAUUCACUUGAUUAGAUGUCCCAACUUAUCAUUCAUGCCGCAAAGAAUCCGAUCUCUCACCGCCCUCAAAGAAUUACGUAUCGAACACCGUGGUGAGCUGAGCAAAAGAUGUGAGCCUCAAACCGGCAAGGAUUGGAACAUAAUCGCCCACGUUCCUCGAAUCGCACUUGAUUUGAUAGGGGUACAAUGGACGGAUGAUUAG